Malaclemys terrapin pileata is the source of this 2143-nucleotide messenger RNA. RefSeq names its product peptidoglycan recognition protein 2 (gene PGLYRP2). Bases 412 to 1905 code for a protein of 497 amino acids. Gene Ontology annotation, molecular function: zinc ion binding; peptidoglycan immune receptor activity; N-acetylmuramoyl-L-alanine amidase activity. Lineage: Eukaryota; Metazoa; Chordata; Testudines; Emydidae. The record is from RefSeq and is a predicted model, not a curated record. Gene Ontology annotation, biological process: detection of bacterium; defense response to Gram-positive bacterium; peptidoglycan catabolic process. The transcript has 6 exons.
GAGGGUUCUUACUACAGAGAGCAGCUUGAGUGCCCAGGGGAAUUCCUGGGGCAGAGAGUGGGGCUAGUGGGUGCAGGGGAGCUCCCUGGACAGGUCAGGGAAGGCAGCAGUUCAGGAAUCCCUGGGGAAGUCCUGACUGGGGCAGGGAGCUGGCUGAGAUGAUAUUAGCUGUGCAGUGAACGGGAGACGCGCCGCUGCAGUGAAGUCAUCGCAGAUUUCUCAUGCAGUCCCGGCUAAUCACAGGAUAUAUAAGAGCCACCGGAGCCUCCUACUGCCUGGGGCCUCCAGAGCAAUCAGAUUAACGGAGAGUAUCCGGCUGCGGGGACAAGGGGCCCGUGGAAGCUCAGCACCAGGGAGCCGUGCGGCUCGCUCGGUCCUAAGACCAGGAGACUGGCGCUGCCCUUGGAGAAGAUGGGCCAGACAAAGCUGUGGUUCCUCGCUGGGCUGCUGGGUCUCUGCACGUGGCCGGAGCCUGGCAAAGGCUCCCUCCCGUUUCACAUGAACUCCGUGAUCCAAGUCGUAGAAGUGCUGGAAUCUCACCACCUGGACGGACACCUCAACCUGACCGUGACGGAGCUCGCCCGGGGCCUGGGCUGCUGUGACAGCGAGUUCUACCAGCUCCUGCUGGGGGAGGCACCUGCCGUGCCCCCGGAUCUGCCCUUCCUGAGCCAGGAGCAGAGAUCCUUCCUCAUGCGCGUCCUGAAGCACCAAGUCCAGGCGUCCUCGACUGAGCAGGGGGUGGUGUUGCUCCCUGAUGGCACCACAGUGGCUGUAAGCCCCUUGGUGGCUGGGAUUGAAGCAGGGCUGAAGGGGAGGCGGGAGAUGCCGCUGCCCCCCGAGGCUUUGGAGCCUUUGCUAGUUACGACUGAGCCCUUGAACCAGACACAUCCGGGGCUGCCCCUGACUAUAGACGCCCUCUACGCAGUGACCAUUGCCAAGGCAUUGGGCGUGGCCUUUCUCCUGGCCCAGGCCAACGAGAGCCAGGUGCUCAUGGGGCCGAAUGGCUGCUGGGACAGCGUGUCCGAGCCCCAAAACUUCACCCUCCUGGGCCGCCCCUCAAACCUCACUGAUGCCUUCAUCAAUGGGGCGCUGGACGGGGUGAUCCUGGGGGCACACCUAGCAGGGCAAGGCAUGCCCGUGGCCCCGCUGAGCACCCUGCUGAGAGAGUACUACGCUGGGGACGGCCUGGCCGGGGAUGGCCAGGCCAGAAGCAACUUCAGGCGCCAGAACUUUGUGCAGCUCACGGAGGCCGGGCAGCUGGAGGAGCAGGUGGUGCGCUCCCUCCAGCUGCUCCGGGCGCUGCCCCGGAUGGCGCCCCUGCUUAGCGGCGUUGGGGACAAGGACCUGCUGGCCGCUGCGAGCCGGGCAGUGCAGGAGUUCACGGAGGCCUACCUGGAAUGCCCAGCCAUCAUCCCCCGCUGCAUGUGGGGGGCCAGGCCCUACAAGGGGACUCCCACGCAGCUCAAGCUACCCCUGAGCUUCGUGUACAUCCACCACACCAGCACACCCAGCCAGCCCUGCCGGACCUUCCCUGAGUGCGCCGCUGACAUGAGGGCCAUGCAGCGCUUCCACCAGGACGACCGUGGCUGGGACGACAUCGGCUACAGCUUCGUGGUCGGAUCAGACGGGUACAUGUACCAGGGCCGGGGUUGGCACUGGGUUGGCGCUCACACCCGUGGCUACAACAGUAAAGGCUACGGCGUGAGUUUCAUCGGGGACUACAUGGAUACGCUGCCGGAAGCAUUUGCCCUCAUGCUGGUGCGUGACAACUUCCUGCCGUGCGCGGUGAAGGGCGCCAAGCUCCAGGCCAACUACACAGUGCAUGGGCACCGGCAGAUGGUGCACACUGCAUGCCCGGGAAACAUACUCUACCGGGAGAUCCAAACAUGGCAGGGCUUCAAGUGAGAACUCCUGGCCAUGGGUCGUGUUCCAGGUAAUGACCCAGUUCAGGACACAUCCCACCAGGACCAGGACCAUGCCUUCAGACUGCCCAGGGAGCAGGCUGCAGUGGCCUGUUCCCAGGAGGGUGGCUCAGUGGAGGCUAUUCUGUCAGGGGGGCUUCGCUAGCCCCAGUAGUUACAAUGUGCUGCUCUGCUCCUGUACUGAAAAUCCCCCUCCAAUAAAGCUGGUCAUGGGAACAUGA